Messenger RNA from Pocillopora verrucosa, 3383 nucleotides. RefSeq names its product putative RNA-binding protein Luc7-like 2. The record is from RefSeq and is a predicted model, not a curated record. Gene Ontology annotation, cellular component: U2-type prespliceosome; U1 snRNP. Gene Ontology annotation, biological process: mRNA splice site recognition. Gene Ontology annotation, molecular function: mRNA binding. Lineage: Eukaryota; Metazoa; Cnidaria; Anthozoa; Scleractinia; Pocilloporidae.
GAUCUACCAAGAAUCCAGUUUAGUAAGCGAGCAGACUAGAACUGCUACGUAUUCCGCCUUUGACGGGCGCCUCUAGUCAAAAUGACUGCACAAGAACAAAUGAAAAAGAUGCUGGACGAACUUAUGGGAACCCAGAGGGACGAGAACUCUGUUGUGAUGUCGACGCUAGCUCAGUCAAGAGGAGUGAGUUUUUCCUUUCAUGUAUUUUUAUCUAUGCGAAUUUUCUUAGUUCCACGUUCUCAUAUGAAAGAUUUCAACCUGUCUCUGAGACAAGAAGUUUUUUAGAGUUUAACAUUCACUUUUUUUGCAAUGCAUCGCCGGUGCCUUUUCUUUAAAUUAUUUCACGAGUGGCUUAAUCUGUAACAUCAUGCUUUAAGAAACGCGUGUCUCCAAGAAGGGUUUUCUCGUAGGUUUUUUCAAGAUCCAGAGAGUAAUAAGCAGCAGCCGCCUGAUUGUAUGUUGUCAUUUUACUAUUGGUUUAAACACGACGUUAUGGAAAUGUCACAGUUGUUAAACACUGUGGUGUAGGAAAUUUAUGUGCAUGUUAGAAACCUUCUGUUCUUGAACAGCUGUUCAAAAGGAAAGUUCUAGAAACAGAAUUACUAAUAUUUUGUUUUGCCACAUCAGAUAUCAAAAUUAUUUGGAACUCUUUUUAAGUAAAUCCAACUUUGUGUUCUAGCUUUUGAGGAAAAUUUUCCUGUCUAUUGUUCCACUUUGAACACUUUUAUAGAUUGGUGUUAUUUAGAUGUUGGGAAUGUUUGCAAUGUCAGUGGGCUUUCACCACAAAUGUUUAGCACCUUGAGCAACUACCAUAAGGUCCCUUAUGAAUUGAUUGCCAAACAACUUUGAGUUAUGAUGCAUCAAUGGGAAGGAACUUGGCGUUACAGUGUGUUUAACCACUCUGUGUUGUUAUCUGAAACAGUAACAGUGAAUAAUGAAAUUUUAGUGUGUUGUGCAGUGGCACAUCUUGUUCACAGUUUAAGUGUGUUUGUGUGUUAUAACUACCCAUGUUGUGUGAAAGCAGUUCCCCAUUAAUACUAGAUAUUGAAUGCUUUCUCAAACAAGGCUUACUGAUAGCCAUGUACAUGUAGUGUGAGCAAGUCAUUGGAUGCGUAAGUAGGGUGACGUAAGUAGGGACAGAAAAUUUCCAUUUUAUUAAUUUAUGGUGCUGGGAGUUAUACAGUUAACAUAACUAUAGGAUAUUACACAUGAAUUUUUUAAGAAUCAAUCCAUGGAACUGGAUGUGCAUGGAAUAAAAAUUUUCAGAAAUAUUUGUACCCUUGAUAAACCCAUAAUCCAUUCAGUGCUGACUACAACAGUGAUAACAAAGACUCACUUUGAAAUUUUUUUUUUGGAUGGGGGGUGAAAGAGAAGUGAAAAACUCUUCAAUGUGUAGGACUUAGUGCACACCUUGUAUUUUGACUUCUGAAGAAACAGCCCUUUUUCAGUAUAUGGGCAUCUAGCCUACAUGUAUGUGUACAUCUUGCACUGAGUAUUUGUGCCUCGUUUUAGAUCAGUUUACCUUUGACCACCCAAAGUUUGUUUUGUGUCCUGGUAUUCUUAAUCCUCUAACUCCCAAGAGUACCCAAGAAAGCAUUUCUCCCUUUAAUAACAGUAGAAUAUCAAGCAGUCAUGUGACAAGAAUAAAGAAAAUAUUAUUAAAGGGAUUAUCAGUUGUUCUUGUAUCAAAUUCUCCAAACUAACAUCAUAAGAAUUGUGUGGCAAACAGUAUGGAGAUCUUGGAAGUGAGAGGGUUAAAGCAAUGAUUGGAAUCAUCUAUUUGACCUUAGUCCUCUUCUUAUGAGACAUGUCUUUUAUUUUACUUUAUUUUGGGCAUCACUUUGUCCAUUUUAAACCAAGAAUUACAAUAUUUAUUCCACUUGCCUGGUAUUUAUGUUUUAUUUUUUUUUGCCUUUGCAUUCCUAAGGUGCCAGACCAGAAGAUGAAGUCAAGUUCUCAGAUGACCGUGUGUGUAAGAGCUACCUUAUGGGACUCUGCCCUCAUGAACUCUUCAACAACACAAGCAGUGGAUCUUCAAAACUAAAAUGGAUCUUGGUCCCUGCAACAAGAUUCAUGAAGCUGCUCUGAAAGCAGAUUUUGAGAUUGCAUCAAAGAAGAGGGACUAUGGUUAUGAUGUAGAUCAAAUGGAACACCUUCAGUCAUUCAUCAAGGACUGUGAUAGAAAGAUCCAAAUAGCAAAGAAAAGGCUUGAGGAGACACAAGAUGAUCAUGACAAUGUCCCUGAGGCCCAAGCAGUUCAUGACCUGGCUGAACAGAUUGGAAAAAAACUUGCAGAAGCAGAGACUGUGGGAGCUGAAGGCAAGGUUGAAGAGUCAAUGGAACUCAUGAAGGAGGUGGAAGACUUGAAAGUAAAGAAAAAGAUGGCAGAGGAUAUAUAUCGAGAGUCACUUCCUUCAUCUUCUCUUCAGCAACAAAAGCUGAGGGUUUGUGAGGUGUGUGCCGCAUACCUCAGCUUGUAUGACAAUGACCGGAGGUUAGCUGAUCACUUUGGAGGAAAACUUCACAUGGGUUUUAUCAAAAUCCGCGACAGGCUGAAGGAACUACAGGAUGGAGUGGCAAAAAAGCGAUCUGAAAGAGAAAUGGAGAGGAUACGUCGACGCGAAGAAAGAGAGCGCGAGCGGGAACAAGAGAAACGCGAUCGUGAAAAAAGAAUGAGAGUAGAAAGAGAAAGGGAUAGAGAGAGGAGCCACCGCCGCCGAAGUCGAAGUCGUAGCCGGAGUAGAGAGAGAAGGAGAAGAAGAAGGAGCCGUUCACGAUCACGAUCUCGUUCCAGGUCACGCUCACCUUCAUCGAAGUCACGCAAUAAGAGAAGGCAGUCAUAUCGCCGCUCGAAGUCACGCUCGCGAUCUGGGUCUCCAAAGAGGAAAUCUCCACCCACUAGAUCACCCAGACAAACACCGACAAGAUCUCGCUCAAGAUCACAAAGCUAGGAUAUUAGCUACCGUUUAAACCCUCUGCAUUACAAAGCAAUCCCCCUGGCUGAAAAAAAUGUGGAACUUAAUUUAUCCAGCCGUGUUUAUCCUACUGGUUGUUCUACACGUAGUUGUGUUCUAGGGAAUUUUUUUAAAGUCUCUUAAGUGUGACAAACUGCUACGAAAGUUAACUUUAAUCGAAUUCUUCUCUCCCCCCUCUCCCCCGCAAAAUUAUUGUGUUGUCAUUUUUCUUGAAAUGCCCAAACUCAUCGUUAAUAUAGUAUUCGUUACAGUUGUGUAGUCGUGGCUAGAUUUUUACAUCAACAUGCCCAGGUAUUGCAUGAGUGUAACUGCCUUCAACUAUGUUCAACCAAGGCAUUUAUUAGCGCAAAAUGUAGCUGAUAAGAUAUAAUUUUAGCAUUACAAGAAUAAAUUUAUUGUCUAAAAGUU